Molecule: messenger RNA, 2692 nt
Organism: Salvelinus sp. IW2-2015
Lineage: Eukaryota; Metazoa; Chordata; Actinopteri; Salmoniformes; Salmonidae
Product: probable Bax inhibitor 1
Biological process (GO): cellular response to unfolded protein; negative regulation of RNA splicing; negative regulation of endoribonuclease activity
Cellular component (GO): mitochondrial membrane
Molecular function (GO): enzyme binding
Source: RefSeq, a predicted model, not a curated record
UGUGUUUCUUCUGACCAGAGGGAGUGGGCUCUCCGUGUCACGCAACUUGGGUCAACAUCUGUUAUCUCGCUUUGAUUUUAGGAACAUGGCACCAUUGCAAUUAGUGUUUUCUGGGGUAGCGUUAAGUGUGGAGGUGGAGCAAUUGAAGUCGAAGAUUUCUGGCGUUUGUGACGCCCGCCGUAUUUGGUGCGACGCAGUUCCGGUGGUGAAACAGGAGUCACUGUCAGUCGUUUUGAGUCUUUACUCGACAAAGUAAUCUUAGGAUAUCAGUUAUCCUGUUAGGGCUUUUGUGUUAAAUCCACGGCGCUGUUUCAGGUGCACCGUUUAUGAUCGUCACAGCAGUAUGUAGGAGGACAUUUUCAAGAUGUGGGAAGUACAUGGGACAGAGGAUUGUGUAGUUUCGGUGGAUAAAGUUGUGUGUCAACUGUAGGGUUGAGGAAGUGUCUGUCCGGUGCGAGAGAGACAGGUGGAGGGUGCGAGAGAGACAGGUGGAGGUGGCCAGAGUCAGAGUAGUGCAGGUGUCGUAUGCUGAGGCAGUGAAGAAAGUAGAGGAGGAUGGUUCAAGGGUGAGGGGUCCUGAGAGGAUGCCUGUGAUUAGUGUAUCUGUGCCAGCACAGAGGGAUAGGUCUACGAGUGAUAUAUGCAUCAGUAAGGUUGGCUUCUUAGCCUUCAUAGCUAUGGUUAUCAACUGUACCGCGUAAAUCAGAGAAAAUAGAUGUUGUGGUGCAGAGAAGUAAUUGGGUAUACGAUAUUUGACUUCAGAAGUGUUACAGGGUGUGUUGAGUUGUGGUGUCCUGUCCUCCCAGGCCUGUGGCAUGGUCAAAGUAGUGGAAUGGGGUAGUGUUUUUUUUAAAUGAGUGUAGCGUUAGUAGUAGGAACCAUGAGCUUGGCAAUCAGGGGACAAAUAACAACGACGGACUAGCGACGUUUUCGUCUUUUGUAUGAUGAUGAUGAUGAUGAUUAUUAUUUUAGUUUUUUUAUUCGGUUCAUUACCCGUACAGUUGGUGGCGGCGUGCACAAUUGAAUAAUUGUUGCUACGUGAUGAUGUCGCUACGUUGAGACGCUCAAAUCGAUUGACACGUAGCUACAAUUAGUGAACAAGGAAGAAAAUUAAAAGUAGAGAUAAAUAAAAUACAAGAAAUAAAGCUAGCUAGAUCUGUCAAGAUCUCAAUAUGAACAUAUUUGACCACAGCAUCAAAUUUCAUGCUCUCUUCAAGUUCUCCCAAAUUUCCCACUCUACCCAGUUACACCUGAAGAAUGUCUACUCCAGCUUGGCAGUGUGCAUGUUCGUGGCUGCAGCAGGCUCCUAUGUCCAUGUUGUCACACGGCUCUUUCAGGGUGGUUUGCUGUCACUUCUGUGUUCCCUGGGCAUGAUGGUUUGGUUGUCCAUGAUGCCACACAACUCAGAGACAGAGAAGAAUAGACUGGCUAUCCUUGCAGGGUUUGCUUUCUUCACAGGUGUUGGUCUUGGACCGGCAAUGGACUUUGUCAUUACCAUUAACCCAAGCGUCAUUGUGACAGCCUUCCUUGGAACCUCCAUCAUCUUCAUUUGCUUCACUCUCAGUGCUCUGUACGCCAAGCGUAGGAGCUACCUCUACCUGGGAGGGACUCUGAUGUCUGGAUUGUCCAUCUUGUUCCUUGUGUCUGUGUUGAACAUGUUCUUUGGAUCAGCAAUACUCUUCAAGGCUCACAUGUACAUGGGGCUGGUCAUUAUGUGUGGCUUUGUUCUGUUCGACACUCAGCUCAUCAUUGAGAAAGCCGAGAACGGAGACAAGGACUACGUCUGGCAUUGCGUGGACCUGUUCCUCGACUUUGUGACCAUUUUCAGAAAACUCAUGAUUCUUCUUGCCAUGAAUGAGAAGGACAAGAAGAAAGAAAAGAAGUAAAUGGAAGAAAUCCAAUUGAAGUUUCAAAUAAAAAAUGAUCUGUGACAAGGAACAGAACCAGCAACAAAGCCUCUGUCUGCAAUGCUGUUGGUCCUUUUACUAUUCGUCGUUCUUUGUUAACUUAUGGUAUAUAGUUUUUUUUUGCUUUGUUUUGAGCUUGCAAAAGGAGGUUAAAGGCUGUAUUUUAAGCUGCUGCUGCAGUGAUGAUGCUUGUCCUGUAGAGGGAGUAGUUGUUCUAUGAAGGCCUACAUUCGCAGAGCUGUCUGAACAGUUGUUGUUUUUUGCCAUUAAAAAAACAAAUACAAGAUUUUUCGGCAGGCUGUUUUGAGCUUUUGGAGAUUAAUCAUUGUUUUAUUUUAAGUCGUAAUAUUUUGGUUCGUUGUCAGUGCUAUUCCCGCAAUCUUUUUUGUUUUGUUUAGUUUCUAGAAAGUAUGUGACUGACAUCAUGACCCGUGAUAGUCUUGAGCGCCACUCUCCUUGAGCUUUUUCUAUUAUUGUCUACUGCUCCACUUAUGUAUGUUACCUUGAAGAAUAACCUUAUAAACAAUCUCUUGGUACCGUUUUGGUAAUUCAGAUGACCUUUCAUGAAGAUUUAGUGCACUUUAUGGUGAGCUUUUGUGGCACAAAAAGGACUGGUCAAGGCUGUAGAAUAGAUGGACCAACUGCCGAUGCAUUCUCUCACAAGACUUUUGCCAAUUUGUAUUUUCUUUCAUGUUUUGAUCAUCUGUAUUCUGUGAAAAACACAUUUUAUAAGUGUAAUAAUGAUAAUCUAAUUUGAUACAUUUAUUUAAAUACAUUUAAAAAUG